AUGAUGACCCUGGAGGACCAAUCUGAAGGCGCGACAGAGUGGACGCGAGAGGCUGCCCUCGCCCGCUACCACCACAAGAGAAAGCGCCGGCCGUUCGUCAAGGCGAUGCGCGAGAACGACCCCAACCGCAAGGAGCAAAACAAGGCCAGAGAAAGGCCGAGAAACGGCGGCAAGUUCCAGAAAAAGGGCAAAGACUUCGUUUCCGUGAAAGAGCUGCAAAGGGCUGGAGACAGCCGCUCCGUCAGCGGAGAGUUACCGCCGCCCCUCGCGCGCGAGUCGACACCACCGCCCACGAACAUCAGAUCCCUCAAUGGUAGGCUAUCCCAGGAGGGUGAUACAGCGGGCGCCCCCGGCGGCGGCAGCGGUGGCGGCAGCGGCGGCUCCCUGUACUUGCUUACUCCUGAUCAGGCCGCCAAGUUAGGCUUUAAGGAGAGGGAUAACAGGUAGUUGAGUUGUAGGCUGCGUACCGGAAAUGUUUGAGUUUGUCCGUUUUGCCCUCGCGAGUGGUUUCCUUGAGUCGGGGCAUGCAUAGAUCAAUCCAAACGGUUGGGGGGGGGAGGGUCGGGAUCGAUGCAUAUGGCUCAAGGCUGCUGCCUAUCUGCGGAGGACAGUAGUGGCGGUAGGCAUCCCUGAUUUCGGUUACAUAAGUGUGCACACCAUGCCGCUUGUGCACACCGGUGAUGAUGUGACACUUUUCGAGAGGUACGGCUGGCCCGUGCAAAAAGUAUCGUGCGGUACGGUUGUGCUCCAUGCCUUUACAUUGCGCGCUUACGGAAGUCGACAAAUGGAAAACAGUCAACUUUUUCCAUCAUGACCUCGAAUUACUUUCAGUAGAUCAUCUGUGGUUUGCCUUGCAAACUUUAGACAUGAUUAAUUUUCUGCGUUGUUGUAUAUACCACACUUGAGAGCAGUACGUGGCGUCUGUCGAAGCAUGUACACGGGAAGGAUCAAGAGGCCGACUGCUGCUGCUGUGUGUUGCGUUAGUGCUACACCGCCGCGCGGUGUGGGAAGAAAAUUGUGCGUGACGAGGUAUCAAGAGCCUACUCCUGUUCAUGCGCAUGCGCCUUGCAUCACAUGACUGCUUACAGGAAUCAACGCGCGCCCGUGUGUUUCAUAUAUGUAUUUUGGUCCCCCUUUUCCCGUUUUUUUCGGCGUCAUCGUGCGGAGUCGCGGAUUGCGUAGAUAGACAUGUCUCGAGCGUACAGGCAUGUUACGUGCGAUUUGUAACUUUGAGUCUUUGAAUGUAAGGGCGCAUCUGUAUAUGUAUGUUCUCGAUCAAGAUGUGAUGACACGGGGUAGAAAUCGGAAAUGUUUGCUGUGUCCUUCGUUUUUGUUCCUUGGUGUUGUCAGCGGGUGGUAAGUUGACAGGCGAUUGCAGGCGAGUCUGUCUGCGCCGGGGUGCGACUCAUCUUAGUACCGUAGGUUUGUUUCAAUGUUGGUUGGUUCGAGUCACAGGCGUGAGUGGACGAACGCCAAUGGAGUUCAUUUUGAAGGUCAGGGAAAUACCUGAGCAGGCUGUUGCAGCAGGCCUAUCAUCUAUGUAGUUGGUCACCCAUGUGAAUGCUUAUUUCGUUUGACAUAGUACUUCAAAACAAGGUGCUGGUUUUGU
This is a messenger RNA of Ectocarpus siliculosus, 1609 nucleotides long. The record is from the annotation of a GenBank genome assembly. Lineage: Eukaryota; Phaeophyceae; Ectocarpales; Ectocarpaceae.